Molecule: messenger RNA, 4203 nt
Organism: Mustela lutreola (European mink)
Lineage: Eukaryota; Metazoa; Chordata; Mammalia; Carnivora; Mustelidae
Gene: RAPGEFL1
Product: Rap guanine nucleotide exchange factor like 1
Exons: 15
Coding region: 410-2398 (662 amino acids)
Biological process (GO): positive regulation of GTPase activity; Ras protein signal transduction
Cellular component (GO): plasma membrane
Molecular function (GO): guanyl-nucleotide exchange factor activity
Source: RefSeq, a predicted model, not a curated record
CCAGGAGCGCAGCCGCCGCCGCCGCCGCUGCUGCCGCCGCCGCCGCCGCCGCCGCGUCCUCUCCCAGCCUUGCGCUCCGCCCGCUGUCUCUGCCGCCGCAGCCCGGCCCAGGAGCGCAGAGCCCGGGGCACUGGCCCCGCAGCCUAUCCGCCCUCCGCGCCGCGUGCCGGCUGCGACCGACAUGGGGGGCCACUAAAAGCGAGCACUCUUUCCGUCUGGCACCUCCCCGGGCCACUGGCCACUGGACCCCGGCCAGCGAGCCUCGGGCACCUCUGGCCCCCAGUCCGGCGCCUGGCACAGCCCUCCGCUCUGCCCCUCCGGCUCUGAGCAUCGUGUCCCCGCCCCCCCCGCCCGCGCCUGGGACACCUGGGUCCCCCGGCGGCCCCGAGGAGAGGGGCGGGGGGGGGGCAUGAAGCCGUUGGAGAAAUUUUUGAAGAAGCAGACGUCGCAGCUGGCGGGGCGAACGGUGGCGGGAGGUCCCGGCGGGGGUCCGGGAAGCUGCGGCGGCCCUGGCGGGGGCGGGGGACCUGGCGGGGGCGGCGGUCCAACCGGGGGACUGCGGCCGCUGCAGCGGCGUCAGAGCGUGUCUCGCCUGCUGCUCCCCGCUUUCCUCCGAGAGCCCCCAGCCGAGCCGGGGCUGGAGCCGCCCCCUGAAGAGGAAGGGGGAGAGCCGGCGGGGGUCGCGGAGGAGCUUGGCAGCGGGGGACCCUGUUGGCUACAGCUCGAGGAGGUGCCGGGGCCCGGGCCGCUCGGGGGAGGGGGGCCCCUACGCUCCCCUUCCUCGUACUCCUCUGACGAGCUGUCCCCGGGUGAGCCCCUGACUUCCCCGCCCUGGGCCCCCCUGGGCGCCCCCGAGCGGCCGGAGCAUCUUCUGAACCGGGUGCUGGAGCGGCUCGCCGGAGGGGCCACCAGGGACAGCGCCGCCUCAGAUAUCCUGCUGGAUGACAUCGUCCUCACCCAUUCUCUCUUCCUCCCCACGGAGAAAUUUCUGCAGGAGCUACACCAGUAUUUUGUUUGGGCAGGAGGCAUGGAGGGCCCCGAGGGGCUGGGCCGGAAGCAGGCUUGUCUAGCCAUGCUCCUUCAUUUCCUGGACACAUACCAGGGGCUGCUGCAGGAGGAAGAGGGGGCCGGCCGCAUCAUCAAGGAUCUGUACCUGCUGAUUAUGAAGGAUGAGUCCCUUUACCAGGACCUCCGAGAGGACACAUUGAGGCUGCACCAGCUUGUGGAAACAGUGGAGCUAAAGAUCCCAGAGGAAAGCCAGCCACCCAGUAAGCAAGUGAAGCCACUCUUCCGUCACUUCCGCCGGAUUGACUCCUGCCUGCAGACCCGAGUGGCCUUCCGGGGCUCUGAUGAGAUCUUCUGCCGGGUCUACAUGCCUGACCACUCUUACGUGACCAUCCGCAGCCGCCUCUCGGCGUCUGUGCAGGACAUCCUGGGCUCUGUGACAGAGAAAUUGCAGUACUCAGAGGAGCCUGCUGGGCGUGAGGACUCCCUCAUCCUGGUGGCUGUGGCUUCCUCCGGAGAGAAGGUCCUUCUCCAGCCGACUGAAGACUGUGUCUUCACCACACUGGGCAUCAACAGCCACCUGUUCGCCUGCACGCGGGACAGCUAUGAGGCCCUGAUGCCCCUCCCAGAGGAGAUCCAGGUCUCCCCUGGAGACACAGAGAUCCACCGAGUGGAGCCGGAGGACGUUGCCAACCACCUUACUGCCUUCCACUGGGAGCUGUUCCGAUGUGUGCAUGAGCUGGAAUUCGUGGACUAUGUGUUCCAUGGGGAGCGCGGCCGCCGGGAGACGGCCAACCUGGAGCUGCUGCUGCAGCGUUGCAGCGAGGUCACGCACUGGGUGGCCACCGAGGUGCUGCUCUGCGAGGCCCCGGGCAAGCGCGCGCAGCUGCUCAAGAAGUUCCUCAAGAUCGCGGCCAUCUGCAAGCAGAACCAGGACCUGCUGUCCUUCUACGCCGUGGUCAUGGGACUGGACAACGCUGCGGUUAGCCGCCUGCGACUCACCUGGGAGAAGCUGCCAGGGAAAUUCAAGAACUUGUUCCGCAAAUUUGAGAACCUGACAGACCCCUGCAGGAACCACAAAAGCUACCGAGAAGUGAUCUCCAAGAUGAAACCUCCUGUGAUUCCCUUCGUGCCUCUGAUCCUCAAAGACCUGACUUUCCUGCACGAGGGGAGUAAGACCCUUGUUGAUGGUUUGGUGAACAUCGAGAAGCUGCAUUCAGUGGCUGAAAAAGUGAGGACAGUCCGCAAAUACCGGAGCCGGCCCCUCUGCCUGGAUAUGGAGGCAUCGCCCCAUCACCUGCAGACCAAGGCCUAUGUGCGCCAGUUCCAGGUCAUCGACAACCAGAACCUCCUCUUUGAGCUCUCCUACAAGCUAGAGGCCAAUAGUCAGUGAGAACAGAGGUUCCGGUGGGCGCCCCGCCGAGGUCCUCGGGCACCUGGCACUCAAGCACUUUGCACGAUGUCCCAACCCACCCCUGACACCUUUCCGCUGGGGCAACUUCUUGCCCCUCAGGGAAGAGUCAGAUGGACUUACCCCUGGACUCAGAAGCCUGUCCACCUUGCUGAAAUCCUCUCUCCCUUGCUCCUUCCAGCCCACACCCCACUUGGCUGGUUUCUUCCCUCGCAGGGAAGGGGGCAGAGAGCUCCUUCCCCUGUCCCCUCCCAUCGAGGUCCGGUCCAGAGAUGGAGCUUCCAACCUCCUCCCAAGCAGGCAGGAAAUCGGCCCACCCUCCUGUCUCACAGAGCAGAAUCAUGGGAGGGGUUGGCAACCUUCCUCUCCAGCCCGGUCUGCCCUCUCCCUGGUCAGAGCCGGGACCCCUGAUGUACCCCACUGGAAUAUCACAUCGCCCUUGUGUCUGUGUGCCUGUGUGCGCCUGUCCCCUUGAAGAAGCAGGAGUAUAUCCGGUAACUGCGGGAGGGUGUUUUGUAUGGAGAGGUCCUUCUGUUUGGUGCUGCCCUGGUGUACUGGGCCCUGCAAUGGUGUGGGGGUGCUCUCCCCACCCCCCCACUCCCUGCUCAGCUCCUUUGGGUGCCCUGCAUGCCCAAGCCUGUGGGCAAAGCCGUUCACAGGGCAGGGGGCAUCCCGUCAGCUCUUGUGGGUCCCCCACUCAGGCCUCCCCAGGGUCUCUGGGUGGGCUCCAAUGAGAGGGUAAGAGAUGCUCAGGGAAACACAGGCCUUGGCUGCCUACCGGACGCUUCCUCCGCAUUGCAGGGUGGGACAUGGCGCCAUCAGGAGCCGGGGGUUCUGCUGCCCACACUCCUGCUUUCGGGGAGUCUGCUGCUAAGAAGGGAGCUGUCAUCUCCCUUCUGGCUCUUCGGCGGGACACCAACCACAUGGUCUCUAUCCUUCUUCCUGUCUUGACUCCUGCUGGUCCUCCCCAUCAGAGCUGGGGUGAGGUAGACCCCUGUACCUGGGCUGGCAGCGCCCGGGAGUGAGAGCAGAGGGAAUGGCCAAGGCUGUCAAGGCAAAACCAGACUGUGUUGAUGCCUUUCGUACCUCUCUGUCCCCCCACCCUCUCCCACGGGGGCCUCCAGGGCAGAGGGGCCCAGCGCUCCUGGGAGCUACUGGGAGAGGUUUCCGGGCACAGCCUCCCCCCCCCACCCCCCCCCGCCUUUCUGACACCACCUCUUCCCCUUCUGAAGAGGCAGCGGCGGCAACAGCAAAAGCAGCUGCUGCUCCUGCUCUGAGGGUGUACAUAUUUUUUACCAAAAGCUCUGGAAUUGUAAAUUUAUUUUUUAAAACUCAAAGAGGGGAAGAGCCUUGUAUCAUAUGUAAACAUUGUAUCAUAGGUUAUGUUGUACAGUCCCUUUUAUACAGCUGUCUGUCUGGUUCCUGCCACAAAACAGUGUAUAUGGGCUCCCUACCCCCAGCCUCACAGACACAGGCACUGUGUCCCGCCUCCUCUAUCCGCCCCCCCACAGUGACCACAGCCCGCCCCCCGCCCUACUUCCUCCCUGCAGCUGUCCACGUGCCCUCCUCUCCCUGAGGCCACCUUUCCUCCUGAGCCUGCUUGGCAGCCUCCUCUUCUCAAGCGCUGGGGUCCACUGGUCCAGCCUCAUCUGCUGCCCGCCCCUAGCCUUGAUGCCUGCCCCACUGCUCUCCAGCUUUGCCAGCGUGAACCGUGUGGACCGCAAAUAGGCUCGGUUGUCUGCAGAAACUGCUGGGUGGAGAAAAAGCUGAUAAAGUCUAUGAAUCAA